AUGUGGCCUGGUCAAGCCAUGACACUCAAAGUCAAUCAGAUUCUACACCACGAGAAAUCAAAGUACCAAGAUGUCCUUGUCUUUGAGAGCAGCGAUCAUGGCACCGUGCUUGUGCUGGACAAUGUUAUCCAGUGCACAGAGAGAGAUGAGUUUUCGUACCAGGAAAUGAUCACACACCUCGCAAUGAAUUCCCAUCCCAACCCAAAGUCGGUGCUCGUCAUUGGAGGAGGUGACGGGGGUGUUCUUCGUGAGGUUGUGAAGCACGACACGGUCGAGUCAGCCAUAUUAUGCGACAUAGAUGAAGCGGUCAUCAGGGUCAGCAAGAAGUACCUACCGGGCAUGAGCAUAAGUUUCCAGCAUCCUAGCGUACAGACACACAUUGGAGACGGGUUCAAGUUCUUAGCAGACCGAAAGAAUGAAUUUGAUGUCAUAAUUACGGAUAGCAGUGACCCAGAGGGACCUGCAGAGACGUUGUUCCAGAAACCAUAUUUCGAGUUGCUCUUUGGGGCGCUGAAGGAAGGAGGAGUCAUCACCACACAAGGUUGUACGCACUGUCCUUCGAGUUUUACCCUUUGA
Molecule: messenger RNA, 576 nt
Organism: Endocarpon pusillum Z07020
Lineage: Eukaryota; Fungi; Ascomycota; Eurotiomycetes; Verrucariales; Verrucariaceae
Exons: 2
Coding region: 1-576 (191 amino acids)
Biological process (GO): spermidine biosynthetic process
Cellular component (GO): cytosol
Molecular function (GO): spermidine synthase activity
Source: RefSeq, a predicted model, not a curated record